AUGGUGACGCGACGCUGGCUGUCAUCAGUAGCCUCUGCGAAGUCGUCGGGGAAAGGUCUCGUCGUGCCGGUGGCGGAAGUACACCGGUUCAUCGUGGACUGUUUGAAGGCUGUGGGUACCUGCACAGACAAGGCCUGCGUCCAGGCAGACGUGCUUGUCGCCGCCGACUAUAGGGGACACUUCAGCCAUGGCAUGAACAGGCUUGAGAUGUACGUGAAGGACGUAAAGAAUGGAACAUGCAUGCCCAAUGCCGAGCCAUGUGUUCUGAAUGAUACGCCAUCAACAGCGUGGGUGGAUGGCAACAACGGACUGGGUGCAAUCGUAGGCAACUUCUGCACGCACAUGUCCAUCCAGAAGGCCAAGCAGACUGGCAUAGGAUGGGUCACUGCCAAAUGUUCUAAUCACUAUGGAAUAGCUGCUUUUUAUGCUGAACAAGCACUACAGGAAGGAAUGCUGGGUAUGACUUUUACAAACACAUCACCGCUGAUGACGCCAACUCAUGCAAAGCAGGCAGCCCUGGGUACAAAUCCAUUGUCACUGGCAGCUCCAGGAACUGGAGGGGAUAGUAUCAUUAUUGAUAUGGCCACAACUGCUGUCGCUGUGGGAAAGAUUGAAUUCCAGCGGCGUAAAAAAGCACCUAUUCCAUCCGGCUGGGCUCUGGGUCCCGAUGGUGCACCAACAACAGAUGCUGAGGUGGCCUUCAAAACUGGCCUUCUCAUGCCCCUUGGAGGUUCAGAAACGCAUUCUGGAUAUAAAGGCUAUUGCUUGGGUAUUCUUGUCGAAGUAUUUUCUGGAAUACUUAGUGGUUCUGCCUAUGGUCCUAAUAUUCGCCAUUGGCUGAGGCCUACAGAUAAACCUGCAGACAUAGGACACAGUUUUGUAGCAAUUAACCCCAACUGCUUUGCUCCAGAUUUUGGAUGCCGUAUGCAAGACCUGAUAACAUACCUCAGAAAUUUGAAACCACAAGAUCCCAGCAAGCCAGUACUUGUACCAGGUGAUCCUGAGAGGAAAAACAUGAAACUUGUUGAUAAACAAGGAGGAAUACAAUACCAUGAGAACCAACUCAAGGCAUCGUUGAAUGAUAUCCUGCAACAAUGGAAAUUUUUGAGUAUAGCCAAAACUUUAUGCAAGAGAAGAAGAGAGAGAGAAGAGAUAAAGCAGGAGAAAAUGCACUAUUUUCAUGUGUCAGUCUGGAAUUUUAGGCCAUCAGCAAAACUCUCAGGGAGGCAUCAUUAUCAGAAUUUCUGUGACUUUGUCAUAUUCAGUGUAUUUAUCCUGGUGAGAUCUGCAUCUGUAACUUCUAAUGAUGUUGCGUUCCUAAGACUGACGAUGAAAGAUAACAGAAAUGAACAGUCACAAUACAUGGAACCAAUGCUCCCUGACCAAUAUUCACCUCACUCAUCCUCCCCAAUCAAGCACUGUUACAUUGGCUCAGCAUGA
Schistocerca serialis cubense is the source of this 1440-nucleotide messenger RNA. RefSeq lists its product as uncharacterized. Bases 1 to 1440 code for a protein of 479 amino acids. Lineage: Eukaryota; Metazoa; Arthropoda; Insecta; Orthoptera; Acrididae. The transcript is spliced from 11 exons. Gene Ontology annotation, molecular function: oxidoreductase activity. The record is from RefSeq and is a predicted model, not a curated record.